Cuscuta europaea is the source of this 1951-nucleotide messenger RNA. NCBI's taxonomy places the organism in Eukaryota, Viridiplantae, Streptophyta, Magnoliopsida, Solanales, Convolvulaceae. The record is from the annotation of a GenBank genome assembly.
GAUAAUAAAAGCAACCAAGGGUUCGGAUUACUCCUAAACGACUCCUAUCAAUGAAUAUAUGUUCUUUCGUCAAUUCUUAUGAGUGGAAUGUCACUAAAGUAUCCUAACUCCUGUUACGGCAGCGAGAUUGUGAUUAAAUCUACGUGUGAAUAUCGUCAUUGUUCACAUUCAUCUAAAGUUAACCCAUUGAAUAUUAGGCCAUUACAAAACCACCAUAUUCAAUUGAGGUAUAUUUUAUCCACAAUAUGAAUAUGACUAAGCUUCAAGUGCAUGGUUUAUAACUCAACAUUUAUCUCCAGCACAACCCGGUGGAUCAUGGAAGCCGUCUCUACCUUCACGGGACUUACUAUCUGGAACCCGUGCUCCACCUUCACGGGACUUGCUAUCCGGAACUCAUCAAAUGUCGGGGAGGAGAGGAGUGCGAGGAACACUAUAGAGAGCGGGGUAAAAGGGGUGCUCAUCCAUAUCACAAAAGAGCUCCUCAAAACUCAUUUCAACAUCACCGAGCUUGGCCGCCCCUUCACCCUUUCUCAAGACGGAGCAAUCGAGAGUGAUACCUACUAUCACCCAACCACGGCGGCCCAAUACGUUGGGCUUGAGGAGAGUUGUUUGCACAUUUGGGCUCGCCUAUUAUGCUAUCUCUACUCCUUUAUUGUGAUGCCUCGAGCUAGCGGGCACAAUAAGAUAGGUGCGUCGACCUAUACUUUGCAUACAAGAUGCAAAGCGGCCUUGGAGAAAUAAAAGGGAUUCCUCUUUCGGGCAUCAUCAAUAAACAACUAUGGAACGUCAUCUUGAGUCAAAAUCAAGAUAAGACUUUUGUAUUCCCUAUUUUACUCUCUACCAUUUUUCAGCAUUUCAAUGUUAUUGUUAGAGGAGAAGAGGAGAGGGAAACUUAUUCCAUGCUUGAUGAUGGUGUCAUGAGACAUCUACGUUACUUCCAAGCGGCACCCGGAGCACCUAGGAGAUGUGCAGACGGCUUCCACCAGGUUGUGUGAUACAGUACCGGCAGAGGCUGGGAUGAGUAAGCCUUGGGUUACGUAUGUCAGGAGGAAGAGAGAUUGAUUUUCAGUUAGUUUUAUUGAGUCAGCAUUUUAAUUAUUGUAUUUUCUUUUAUUCGUCCUAGGAUUGAGUCAAGAAGUCUUUGCUGAAUUCUAGUAGUUAGUUCCUGGCACUUCUCCAACUAACAUAGUGGAGUAGUGGGUAGUGGAGUAGUGGGUUUCCUAGGAUUGAGUCAAGAAGUCUUUGCUGAAUUCUAGUAGUUAGUUCCUGGCACUUCUCCAACUAACAUAGUGGAGUAGUGGGUAGUGGAGUAGUGGGUUUCCUAGGCUAGGAUUUACUAUUUAAUAGAAGGUCUUGUUCUCAGUUGUAAUCAUCUGAAUUCAUCAUUAAUCAAAGAAAGAGUCGUAGGACUGUCUUCCUGCAAAUUAUGCCUCCUUGCUAGAUUCUGGCAUUGAGUGGUCUAUCAUUGUGCCGGAAGUAGAUGACGAUAUGGCGGACAUUCUAGGAGGAGGGGAAGUUCAUGAAGAAGCCCACGACCAAGGAGAUGAGCACCAAGAAGAAGAGGCUCGUGCACCCCCAACCGGAGCAACUUAUGAUAUGGAUUACAUGAUCGAGCAAUUCGGUCAAAUCCAUACGGAGCUAGCGGAGCAUAGGGAUGGGAGGACACCUUUGGAAUAUGAACCACUAUUGUCAAGAGUUGGGGCGGCACUUUAACAUACCUCCACCACCACAUAUGACCCAAACUUCUACUUCCCCCACCGAGGAGAUGGAAAUGAAAAUGAUAGUAGGUUAUGAAAAAAAGGGAAGUGUACUAUACAUUUAAACUUAGAAUUUUUUUUCUAGUUUUUUGAACUCUCUUUUUGUUACUCAUGUGCUUAUGUGUUUAUGUGUUAAUUUUUGCCUCUCUUUUGUUGUUGCCUUACCUUUAUUGUUUCUUGUGAUGUAAAAUUGA